CCAUCACAGCCCCCGUCCCAGUACCGGGCCUGUCCCAUCACAGCCCCCGCCCAGUACCGGCCGCAGACCGGGAGCCCAGGCCGCGCCCCCUCCAGUCACAACCCCAGGCGAGUCCCGGCAAAGCCCGGGCCCGACUCCAGACCCAGCCCGCGGUCCAGGACCAUCUCCUCGGCCCCGAGCGCAGCAUUAAGUUUCACCCGUCCCGCCGUGGAGGAUGGAGCCCGCUGUGGCGGCGCCUUCACCGCCAUGGAUAGAGAAGUGUCCGUGGGGAGCAUCUCCUCUGGUGCAAACGCCCUGCUCCCUCACCGAGGUGAUGAGUGAAGAGCUAGCCAAGGAGUUGCAGCAACAGGAAGAGAAUGCAGUUUUCCCUCAUGUUAGCGGCAUCGACACGGCCAUUCUCAUCGGGGAGGGUACGGAGACCUCUAGCGACCUGCUCUUGGCUCAGAUGUUGCAGAUGGAGUUUGACCGGGAGUACGACGCACAACUUCGCCGGGAAGAAAACAAGUUGAACGGUGACAGCAAAGUUUCCAUCUCUUUUGAGAAUUACCGAAUGGUGCAUCCGUAUGAAGACAGCGAGAGCUCAGAAGAUGAAGUGGAUUGGCAGGACACGCGGCACGAUCCUUACAAACCCGAUAAGCCGUCAACAAAUCCAAAACGUGGAUUUGCAGGAAAGGGGAAAGAGAUUACCACCAAGCACGACGAGGUGACGUGUGGCAGGAGGAACACCGCGCGAAUGGAAAAUUUUGCUCCAGAGUUCCAGGUUGGCGAUGGGAUUGGAAUGGAUUUGAAGCUGUCCAACCGGGUUUUCAAUGAACUGAAGCAGCAUUCGUACUCGGAGCAGCGCCGCAGCGCCAGGAUCCACGAGAAGAAAGAACACUCCACUUCCGAUCAAGCGGUGGAUUCGAAAACCCGCCUGCUGCUAUACAAGAUGGUGAACUCUGGGCUACUGGAAAGCAUCAAUGGCUGCAUCAGCACGGGCAAGGAGUCUGUGGUGUUCCACGCUAAUGGGGGCAGCUUGGGUGACAAAAUGGUUCCCGCAGAGUGUGCCAUCAAGGUUUUCAAGACUACUCUGAACGAGUUCAAGAACCGAGACAAGUACAUCAAGGACGAUUACAGGUUCAAGGAUCGCUUCAGUAAGCUGAACCCACGCAAGAUCAUUCGCAUGUGGGCCGAGAAAGAAAUGCACAACUUGACCAGAAUGCAGAAAGUUGGAAUUUCCUGUCCAUCGGUGGUUCUUCUCAAGAAGCACAUUCUGGUGAUGUCCUUCAUUGGCGAGGAUCAUGUGGCUGCUCCCAAAUUAAAGGAUGUUCAACUAAGCAACGAGGAUAUGAAGCAAGCCUACCACCAGGCUUUGCAUAUGAUGCAGCAGCUCUACACUAAAUGCAACCUCGUUCAUGCUGACCUGAGUGCCUACAACAUGCUGUGGCACAUGGGGAAGAUCUGGUUGAUUGAUGUUAGUCAGUCUGUGGAGCCCACUCAUCCACAUGGCCUCGAGUUUCUCUUCAGGGACUGUAGAAAUGUCUCUCAGUUCUUCCAGAAGGCAGGUGUUAUGGAUGCAAUGAGUGAACGGGAGCUUUUUAACGCCGUCUCCAGUUUGGACAUUACUGCCGACAAUGAGGCGGACUUCCUUGCUGAGAUCGAAGCUCUGGAAAAGAUAAAUGAGGAUCACGUGCAGCGGCAUGGGAAACGUGUUGAGUAUGAUUCUGACGAAAGUCCAGUGGAUGAUUAAAAGGGGAAAGGAUUUUAAAGUAAAGGUUUGAUGUAGCUGGCUGUUUGCGAGAGGGAUCAGUAACCUGGAAAACUGGGAUUCAACGGAGCUGGAAACACUGAUUAAUCUGAAUUAAAAUUUAAAAUGAGUGCCAGUA
Molecule: messenger RNA, 1865 nt
Organism: Leucoraja erinaceus (little skate)
Lineage: Eukaryota; Metazoa; Chordata; Chondrichthyes; Rajiformes; Rajidae
Gene: riok3
Product: RIO kinase 3 (yeast)
Exons: 13
Coding region: 215-1729 (504 amino acids)
Biological process (GO): maturation of SSU-rRNA; protein phosphorylation
Cellular component (GO): cytosol; preribosome, small subunit precursor
Molecular function (GO): protein serine/threonine kinase activity; ATP binding
Source: RefSeq, a predicted model, not a curated record